Molecule: messenger RNA, 4505 nt
Organism: Ficedula albicollis (Collared flycatcher)
Lineage: Eukaryota; Metazoa; Chordata; Aves; Passeriformes; Muscicapidae
Gene: BAHCC1
Product: BAH domain and coiled-coil containing 1
Molecular function (GO): chromatin binding
Source: RefSeq, a predicted model, not a curated record
GCAGCAGCCUGAUGGGGAGUGCCCCCCCCUCCUCCUUCAUGGGGGGCUUCCUGAGUGGCAGCCUGGGCUCGGGGGGGCCCAGCCACCCCGCCGGUCCCGCCGCCUCCCCCCCAGAACCGGCCUUCUGCGGGCCCCACUCCGGCACCUCCCAGAUCUGGUUCUCCCACUCCCACGAAGCCCCAGGGUACCCCCGCUUCUCUGGGAGCUUGGCCUCCACCUUCCUGCCCAUGGGCCACCUUGACCACCACGGCAAUGGCAACGUGCUCUAUGGCCAGCACCGUUUCUACGAGAGCCAGAAAGAUAACUUCUACCUGCGGAACCUUCCGGCGCAGCCCCCCCUGCUCCCCGCCAGCCACGGCCCCCCCCCUGUGGGAGAGGAGAGGAAGGGGGGGCCCUACCUGGACCCCUUUGGCACGGGGCUGGUGCGGGCACAGGAGGUGCCCAAUGCCCCCGACGAGGUGUCGGCCAUGAAGAACCUGCUCAAGUACAGCAACGGGGCGCUGCUGGGGGGGCAGAAGGGCCCCCCCUUCGUGGGGCUGGGCAGCGCCAAGGGCAGCUGCGCCCACCAGGAUGCCAAAUUCCCAUCGGGAAAGGGUCAGCCCGAGCGAGGCACCGGGCGGCAGCGGGCGGCUGCUGGAGUCAAAGCAGGCACGGCGCGCCCCGUGCACCUGAUGGAGCUGGAGGCGGAGGAGGAGCGGGGCCGGCUGUGCGAGGAGCGCCUGGGGCUGGCCGGGAGGGACAUCCUGCUGCAGGACAACAAGGACCUGGUGGAGUUUGCCCGGAUGCACCCGUCGGGGGGGUGUCCCGGGGAGCUGACCCCCCACCUGAUGAUGACGGGGGGCUCGUCACUGCCGGCGGGGCAGCUCGGGGGGGACCCCGCCGCCCACGCCCACCCUGCGCACACGCACUGGCUGCCCCGCACCCGCAGCCCCUCCAUCUGGAUGGGGGGACACUCCUACGGCAUCGGGCACCCUGCCCUGCACCAGAACCUGCCCCCUGCCUUCCCUGCCUCCAUGCCCAGCGCCAUGCAGCCCGUGUUCCCCCUCGCCCAGGACCCCCCUGCCCAGCUCGUCAUCCUCCCCACCGAGCCCCCCACCCACGGCACCCCCCACACGCUGGCCGACGUGAUGGACCAGGCGUCACUGUGGCCCCCCAUGUACCCGGGCCGGGGUCCUGGUGCCCACCUGCAGCACACGGGGCAGCUCCCUGUGUACCCACGGUCGCAGUUCCUGCGGCAGCAGGAGCUCUAUGCCCUGCAGCAACAGCAGCAGCAACAGCAGCAGCAACAGCAGCAGCAGCAGCAACAACGGGCAGCCCUCGAGAUCCAGCGCCAGGUGCACGGCCAGGGGCCCUCAGGGAUCCCCGGCAUCGCCCUGCUCAGCGAACUCGCCGACCUGGAGCUGCGCCGGCGCCGCUGCGACCUGGCCAGGGAAGGUGAGGAUGAGGAGCUGCUGGCCUUCAACCUGCAGAACCUGGCCACGGUGGCGGCCGCCUGGUCGCUGGUGGAGGCAGCAGAGCGGGAGGGCAGCCCCCCUGCCCUCAGCCCCCUGCCCGUGCCCCCCCGCGCCCGCGUCCCCCGCCGCAAGUACACCUGGACCCCCAAAACCAAGGCCGUGUGCCCGCUGAAGGCGGCCAUGGAGCAGCUGAACACGCAGGAGGUGGAGGUGCGGAUGCGCCUGGCCGAGCUCCAGCGCCGCUACAAGGAGAAGCAGCGGGAGCUGGUGAGGCUGCAGCGGCGCCACGACCACGAGCGUGACGAGAGCUCCCGCAGCCCCGCGCGGCGCGGGCCGGGCCGGCCGAGGAAGAGGAAACACUCCAGUGCCCUGGGCAGGGCUGAGAGCCGCAAGGUCAAGGCAGUGAAGACCAGCCUGUCCCUGCUGUGUGCCGAGCUCCGGGGGGACCCUGAGCCCCAGAAGAAGAGGAGCAAACUGGCAGGGGGGACCUUCAGCAGCCUGCAGGGCUCCCCGCUGAAGCAGAAGGUGAAGGGCAAGGGGUUGCCCCCUGGGCUCAGCCCCUUCCGCCGGAGGGACCCCAACCCUGGUGCCCGCAUCCAGAAGAAGCUGAACCGGCCCAAGGGCUCCAAGGGCUCCAAGUACCAGGGGCAGGACCCCGGUCCCCGGCAGCCCCCCCACUUCAGAGACGAGCCUGAGGGUGACACUGACAGCGAGGAGGGGGACGAGGAGCCGGGGCUGUCACUGCCCACAGGGCCAGUGGCUGUGCUGGGACCCUCCCCAUCCUCCGUGGUGAAGAUGGAGGCCAACGAGAAGGCCAAGAAGAAGAAGGAAAGGCAGGGGCUGCUAGGUCCCUGCCGCCUGGGCAGCCCCGAGGGCGAGGUGAAGAUCAAGCGGCGGCCGGUGAAGCCGGGGGGCGCCGGGAAGCUGGAGAAGGUUCCGGGCCGGCGGAAGGCGGGGGGCUGCCCCGAGGGCAGCAAGAAGAAGCUGAAAGCCAAGGCCAAGGAGAGCCUGAGGCCCCCUCGCAAGAACGGGGCACUCUCGCUGGCCCUCUCCCCCCGGAGCGCCAAGACCAUCCUGAGCAAGGGCAAGAAACUGGCCAAGGUCAAGAGCAAAGUGGCCACCAAACAGGUGAGACCCGUGGGGGUGCCCCCCACCUUAGCCCCGGGCACCAAGGUGGGUGCUGAAUCCCUUCUGUGCCCCCUCCCCAGCUACAGCAUCAUCAUCGAGGGUGAGCGGGGGAACCGGCAGCACAUCUACUCGCAGGAGCAGCUGCUGCAGGAGGCGGUCCUGGACGUCCGGCCGCAGUCCCGCCGCAGCCUUCCCCCCGGCACCCGCGUCUGCGCCUACUGGAGCCAGAAAUCCCGCUGCCUGUACCCGGGGAACGUGGUGCGAGGUGAGGCUGGGGGUCAGCCGGAGGACGCCGAGGCCGUGCUGGUGGAGUUCGAUGACGGGGACACGGGACACAUCGCUGUGUCCAACAUCCGCCUGCUGCCCCCCGACUUCAAGAUCCAAUGCACCGAGCCCUCCCCGGCCCUGCUGGUGUCCAGCUCCUGCCGGCGGGCCAAGCGGGCGUGUGGCGACGUGGGCACCCCUGGGGCGCUGCCCCCCACGCUCUGCCCCGACCACGGCCCCCAGCCCCCCCGGAAUUCCGGCAGGAAGGCGGCUGGCAAGGAGAAAAGUGGCAAAGCCGCGGAGGGGCUGUCGGGGGGCCGGGGGCCAGCGCUCGGUGACAGCACGGCCGGGCGGCGCGGGGGCUCCCUGCUCAGCUGGGCCGCCGUGGCACAGACCAAGCGGAAGGCGGCGAGCAAGGGCUCGGCCGUGCUGCAGAACCUCUUCCAGGUCAACGGCAGCGCCAAGAAGCUGCGGGCCAAGGAGAGCCUCUUCCCCCUGCACCACCACCACCACCACCUCGCCGCCCCCGUCUUCGGCAACGCCUUCGGCGCCGACUCCUUCGGCCGCAUCGCCAGCUCCUACGGCUCCUUCCCCCCGCUGGGCAGCCACGGCUACGGACACGCCGGCCUGGGCGGCCGGGAGCGCAGGGGCCGCGCGGCCGCGCACCCGCUGCCCGUGGGGCUGGCGCUGCGCAAGUACUCGGGGCACGGGGACUUCGCCCUGAACUGCGACAGCGACUGCCACAGCUCCUACUCGGACAUGGACGAGGACGAGGACGCGGCCGGGCUCGGCGCCGACGUCCCCUCGCGCUUCAUGACGCGCCUCUCCGUCUCCUCCUCUUCCUCGGGCUCCUCCACCUCGUCCAGCUCCGGCUCCAUCUCCACGUCCAGCCUGUGCUCCUCGGACAAUGAGGACUCCUCCUACAGCUCGGAGGACGAGGACUCGGCGCUGCUGCUGCAGACCUGCCUGUCGCACCCGGUGCCGGCGCUGCUGGCGCAGCCGGACGCUCUGCGGCCCAAGGGCGCCGCGCCCCAGCGCUGCUUCCUGUCCAAGGCGGCCGCCGCCGGCCCCAAGGCCAAGCUCAAGCGCAAGGAUCCCCUCAGCUUCGCCAAAGCCAAAGAGUUCUCCCGGCGGCAGCGCCUGCCCUCGGUGGAAAACCGGCCAAAGAUCUCCGCCUUCCUGCCCGCGCGCCAGCUCUGGAGGUGGUCGGGGAACCCCACGCAGCGGCGCGGCAUGAAGGGCAAGGCGCGCAAGUUGUUCUACAAGGCCAUCGUGCGGGGCAAGGAGACGCUGCGCGUGGGCGACUGCGCCGUGUUCCUGUCGGCCGGGCGGCCCAACCUGCCCUACAUCGGCCGCAUCGAGAGCAUGUGGGAGUCCUGGGCCAGCAACAUGGUGGUCAAGGUCAAGUGGUUCUACCACCCCGAGGAGACCAAGCUGGGCAAGCGCCAGAGCGACGGCAAGAACGCGCUGUACCAGUCGUGCCACGAGGACGAGAACGACGUGCAGACCAUCUCGCACAAGUGCCAGGUGGUGGGGCGGGAGCACUACGAGCAGCUGACGCGCGGCCCUGGGGGGACCCCCAGGGACCCCCGCCCGGGGGGACCCUGCACCCCUGGGAUGUCCCCGGCCGAGGGGACAAGGCCACCACAGGGUCCCUGA